UAUAGUGGUCAAGGAUCAAAGUCGGGCUCGGUCUCUCCCAUCGCCGAUCUCAAUUCCUUCGGUCCCACGAGACGAGCGGCCUGCCGGCAGCUCCCUGAUCGUCUACGUCCAACCGUCGCCUGCUCCAGCUACCUUCUCUCUAUCCCUAGCCGGAUUUUACUAGGUAGAAAGAUUGGCCCUUGCAAUGUCGGCCUUCAGAGCAUUUUUGAAUAGCCCCAUGGGACCAAAAACAACUCAUUUUUGGGGUCCAAUUGCCAACUGGGGCUUUGUUAUUGCUGGUUUGGUUGACACUCAGAAGCCGCCUGAGAUGAUAUCUGGGAAUAUGACUGCAGCUAUGUGCGUCUAUUCAGGAUUGUUCAUGAGGUUUGCAUGGAUGGUACAACCGCGUAACUACUUGCUUCUCGCAUGUCAUGCUUCAAAUGAAUCUGUUCAGCUUUAUCAGUUAUCUCGUUGGGCAGGAGCUCAAGGAUACCUGGAGAAGAAAGAGCCGGAAGCACAGAAAUGAGCAAUAGGCUUUUCCAUGUGAUGAUUCUUUGCAAGUUUUCCCCCCUGAUUUAUAAGAAAAAAUAAUAGUGUAAGCAUGAAAAUUGUACUGAAUGCUCUGGUGUGAUCAUUCAUUGUCUAUGAUGAGGGUGAAGAUAAUCUAUUUGGCAAUCAAGAGCAACUCCAUAUUUUCCCUUUACUGCUGCUACUCAAAUUGAUUGUUCAUUGUAUUCAGAAGGCCCAUGGCAUUCCUAUCCAUUUCAGAAAGUAUCUAGUAUUUUGCAUAUUA
Molecule: messenger RNA, 772 nt
Organism: Zingiber officinale
Lineage: Eukaryota; Viridiplantae; Streptophyta; Magnoliopsida; Zingiberales; Zingiberaceae
Product: mitochondrial pyruvate carrier 1-like
Exons: 5
Coding region: 185-505 (106 amino acids)
Biological process (GO): pyruvate import into mitochondria
Cellular component (GO): mitochondrial inner membrane
Source: RefSeq, a predicted model, not a curated record